Lindgomyces ingoldianus is the source of this 1701-nucleotide messenger RNA. RefSeq lists its product as uncharacterized. The coding region runs from base 1 to 1599 and encodes 532 amino acids. Lineage: Eukaryota; Fungi; Ascomycota; Dothideomycetes; Pleosporales; Lindgomycetaceae. The record is from RefSeq and is a predicted model, not a curated record. The transcript has 3 exons.
AUGGCAUCCUUAAACAUCGGAUUGUCAACCUACCAUUCUAUCCAAGGACUGUUCUGUCGAAACAAAGACGAGAAGCUCCUGAGCAUCGAAGACCAUGCUCAUGUUAUCCGGGAAAUAUUCCAUACCAGCAAGCAAUGUUACGUAGGUCUUAUAAGCUGCCAGCCUAUUACGAGCGAGCAUCAAGCACUUGCAUUUCGUGAGUGGAUUGAGAUCUUUUUCCUCUUAAAUACUUCCCUCUGCCCUGAAUUACGCGGAGAACCCCAGCAUGACAUAGAGGCCCACAACUUAGCUGAGAGGAUUACCAAAUUAUUCGAAGAUUCAAUCCGGAAUACUGCAGCAUCGGACGAAUGGAUGGUCGAGGGUCGACAUCUUUUCUUCCGCCAGGUGUUGAGUUUUAUACUCCGAAAUGAAAGGCUACAGUUUGGUCUCCCCGCCUUCCCUUGCAAAUCUCCAAAUACUCGUAAGGUGGGAGGAAGUUAUCCAGACAUGGCGGAACGGAUUGCUCUCGAGACGCUUCGCACAUUCACCCGAGAUAUACAAACUAUUUACUCGCCUGGGGCGACACUCUGGAUCAUCAGCGAUGGUCAUGUCUUCGCAGACUGUAUCGGCGUAAAUGACGACAUGGUCUCAAUAUACGACGAAAACCUCAAGCAAGCAUACCAGAGCAUGUUCGACUCGAGAGAAGACCGUGAGGCAAUCCGUUUUCAAGGUCUGAAUGACAUGCUUCAGCUGAACGGCGGCUCUAUGCACCCCUUUUCUCAUAAUUGGACUGAAAAUAUGGACGUCUCCCAUCCAAUUGAGACGAAUCGUAGCAAAGAUGCUGAGCUCUCACGCAAAGUCAUGAUGGCAGCCUGUGGCAUUAGCAAAGACCACUUGCGCAAGCUGAUAUCUGCACAAGAUCCGGCUGUCCUGCAGUUGUACCGAGGCCAAUCUCGCUUUAUGCUGGAUGACUUAGCGACACCAGAGUUUUGCGUGAAGUCAACGAAGCAGAAAAAGAAGAUUGCGAGUGCUGUUGCUGCGGAAAUGAUAGCACGGAACCAGGCAUAUUCUAACCUGUUGGAAUUGCUACUACCGAACUACAUUCGCUUAUCCAUUCACGCCCACUCAAAUCGAGGACCAAAAUUUGGCAUCCGCCUCUUCCCCAUUCAUCGAGUACGUGCCAUUGACUCGGUCGAUAAUCGACACGAACUAGUACCGGCAUAUGAGUUUCAGCUUCCGACGCCGUGGCACAAUUGCAUCAUAAAAGUGGACGGAGACAAGAUGCUCUACCUGGGGAAGGCAGAAAUAGCCCGAGAGGCCAUUGCAAAUGGAGAAUAUCAGGGUGCAUGGGUGGAUGGGCCAGGGGGGGGCCACUUCGCACUCCAUUCCAAACGAACCGAACUUUUGGAAUACAAGACGAUCUCAGAGAGCACAACAGAGAUUGUGGAAGUCCCCGCGAAUGAUCUUUCAAAAAACCGAACAACACAUUCGUUCCACAUAUGGUGGUUCUACCCUUUUGUCGCUUCUUCGAUACGAUUCGUUCAUCGCAUUAUUCGAAUGCUGACAGGAAAUGGUUUCUCGUGGGAAGGGUCCAUUAAGGCUGAUGUGCAUGUUCCAUAACUGACGUUCACCCUAUUUACAAAUUUAGCGACUCGCGUUUGCUUGAAAAUUGUUGAGCAUAUCAAAGCAUCAGCUGGGAUAGGUAGUAAGCUUACAUGGUAC